UAUUUAUUUUUCAAAAAAGCAUGCCAGUAAUAUCAGUAAAUCGUUCGAAGUUAUUUGAACUCAUGGGGAGGAAUUAUACCGAUAAAGAGUUUUCUGAACUAUUAUUUGAUUAUGGUUUAGAACUUGAUGAAAUUACAUCAGAUAUAGAAAUACAAUUAAAGGAAAAAGGUGUGCUCACCGAUAAUAUGACAAUUAAAAAGGAUGAUGUUUUAUAUAAAAUUGAAACGCCUGCUAAUAGAUAUGAUCUGUUGUGCUUAGAAGGAUUGGUAUAUUCAUUAUUAGUAUACAUACAAAAAAUAUCUAUACCUAGAAUUUUUGCCAGAGAUCCAGGUAUUAAUAAAGAAGAAAGAAUAUACAUAACCAAAAAUACAAAGUUAAUUAGACCAUACAUUGUAUGUGCAAUAUUGAGAAAUUUUCAAUUUACAAAUAGGGUAAUUUAUAAUAACUUAUAUUUUAAAUAUUGUUUAAUUGUUAAGGAAUGCUAUUUAAGCUUUAUAGAUUAUCAAGAUAGAUUGCAUCAAACAAUAGCUCGCAAGAGAACUUUAGUCUCUAUUGGCACUCACGAUUAUGACAUGGUUAAAGGUCCGUUUACUUACGAUGCCAAAAGCCCUGAAAAAAUUGAGUUUGUACCCCUAAACCAGACCAAGUCCUACAAAGCUAGCGAAUUGAUGGAACUCUACAAUAAAGAGAGCCAUUUGAGGCCAUACCUGAAUAUAAUUAAGGAUAGUCCACUGUACCCCGUGGUACUGGAUUACAAUGGCGUUGUUCUCUCUUUACCACCUAUCAUUAAUAGUGAUCAUUCCAAAAUUACUUUAGACACAAAAAAUAUCUUCAUAGAAUGCACGGCUACAGAUUUACACAAAGCUAAAAUAGUGGUAGAGAGUUUAUCGGGAAUAUUCAGCAAAUACUGCGCGAAACCUUACGAAGUCGAAAUAGUUCAAGUGAUAGAUUCGGAUUCCAAUUCAAGAUUCAAAUUUCCGGAAUUCGUAUAUAGGAAAGAAACUUUAUCAGUCAAGGAAACUAAUAAGAUUAUAGGAAUCAAUUGCGAUGCCCCUGCUGUGAAUCAAUAUUUGACGAAGAUGGGUUAUUUCGUGUCACCUAGUGAAAGCGGCAACGAUAGCGUGCACCUUGAAGUAUCCCCGUUAAGAAGCGAUGUUUUACACGUGAGAGAUAUCAUGGAGGAUGUUGGCGUGGCCUAUGGAUUCAAUAACAUCCCACACAGAUAUCCUCAAACUUGUACUAUUGCUAAUCAGUUGCCUAUCAAUAAAUUGACCGAAAUCUUGAGGGACGAAAUCGUUGCCAUGGGUUACACUGAGGUUUUGACAUUCAGUUUGUGUUCAAAGGAUGACGUUUAUAGGAAAAUGCGCAAAUGCGAAAGUCUAUCUGAUGCCUGCGUUAUAUCGAAUCCAAAAACGAUUGAUUUCGAAGUUGUUAGAACGUCACUCAUUCCAGGAAUUCUUAAGGUUAUCUCUUCAAGCAAAAACAUUCCGCUUCCUUUAAAGUUAUUUGAAAUAUCUGACGUCGUUUUCAAGGAUGAUAAUUUCGAUGUAGGAGCACGUAAUCAACGCAAUGCUUGCAUAGUACGCUACUCUAAAACUGGAGGAGCGGGGUUCGAAGUGGUUCACGGAAUAGUAGACAGAAUACUACAAAUCGUCGGAUGUCAUCAUGUUUUAGACGAAACGUCUUGUGAAAUUAACGGUGACAAAAAGACCGAAAACAGUGCAAGUCACGUGUGCGAAAAGGAUGAAAAUCACGGAGAAGAAAAGAUUAGGGCAUAUUUCAUCCGUGAAGGAACUAAUCCUACAUAUUUUGAUGGCCGUUGUGCUUCCGUGUAUCUUUACAAUUACUCCAAUCCUGAAUCGCAUUUUUUCCUCGGAAAUUUUGGCAUCAUCCAUCCAGAGGUUGUCAAAAACUUUGACCUUACGCUUCCGUGUUCAGCUCUGGAAAUUAAUAUUGACCUUUUAAUAUCCUAUUGUUAUGAAUAACUGAAAGGAUUACAUUUUAUACUUCCAAAUUUUUGGAUAACAAAUUUAAUAAUAAAAGAGG
Molecule: messenger RNA, 2046 nt
Organism: Gordionus sp. m RMFG-2023
Lineage: Eukaryota; Metazoa; Nematomorpha; Gordioida; Chordodea; Parachordodidae
Product: phenylalanine--tRNA ligase beta subunit-like
Exons: 19
Coding region: 21-1985 (654 amino acids)
Biological process (GO): phenylalanyl-tRNA aminoacylation
Cellular component (GO): phenylalanine-tRNA ligase complex; cytoplasm
Molecular function (GO): ATP binding; magnesium ion binding; phenylalanine-tRNA ligase activity
Source: RefSeq, a predicted model, not a curated record